UGUCGUUUUUAUUUUACUUUGGGGGGGAGCAAGUCUUUUGGAAAAAAAAAAAAAAAUCCUUAGCCUACCAAGGCGCCUUUUCGUUUGCCUCAGGUUACCCUGUAUCCAGUUGAUCAAGUUCUUUCGUUUGCUAGUUUUUAAACUUGAAUGCUUCAAAGAUAAACGCAAAGUUCUUUGGGUUUUUGCUUCAGAGAUGAACACUCACAACACUCGUUUUGUUUGCGUAAGAGAUCUGGGUCACCAUGUGGACCGCAAGGUUAAUGUCUUGGGUGUUGUUUUGGAGUUCAGUCUACCGAGAAAGAGCAAAGGAACUGAUUAUGUUUCAACAUUGAAGCUUAUUGAUGAAUCACAACAAAGUCCCGAAUUUUCAGUCAACAUCUUUGCUAAGACUAUUGAUCAUCUUCCCCAUGUUCGGUCUUAUGGGGACUUGAUUCUCCUGAAAUGUGUUAUGAUAAAAAUGUAUGAGGGGCAAGUUUCGGGUGUAUCCUACAAGGAUUCCUCAUCAUUUGCGUUAUUUGAUGGAAAACCUAGCACAGAAGCUGUUAAAUAUCAAUCUUCUCCGAGAUUUCUUCUAAUAGAUUCUGAAAAGGAUUUCAUUUGUCAUUUGAGGAGAUUAUUUGAUGGUGUUCAAUUCAGUUCAGGAUCUAGUGAUUAUCUUCUUUCAAUGACGAACAUCAUAGAAAAUACUUGUUUUGAUUUGGUAUGCAAGGUUUUGCAUAUCUCCUAUGAUGCCCAUGCGGAUGAGUGGAUGCUUUUUGUAUGGGAUGGAACUGAUGUUCCCCCAUUAAAUUUAGAUGGAACUCUUGUGGAUGAAGGAAAGAACCCUCUUCCCCUUCAAGUUGAAUCGGCUCCUUUAGACCUUCAUAUUCUCCGCCAAUUUGAAAAAGUUGGGACCGUGCUAAGAAUCAUAGCUGACCGAAGCCACGGAAAUCUUGGUCAGCAUUUCACAGCUGUUGGCAAAUGGGUUAAGCUGCUUGACAUAACUUGUCAAAUUUCUUCAGGAAUAUGGCGUGGUGUUUUAGAACCUUCUUCUAGAGUUCGUUUUCUUUCUGACAACAACAGUGUUGUCUUGGACUUGCAUGGGAACUACAAUGAUAGAAUUAUUGGAGCUAAUGGCCGUUUGCCGCAGUGGAGCAAUUCUUCUGAUUUUUUGACUGUGAUUGAUUUAAGGGACAUUACAUUCGUAACAUUGAUGCAUAUUAUUACGAACAUCGAGGUGAAUGUCAGGUUCUGUUGUAUUGUUCGCAUAGUAGCUUGUUAUCCAUAUGAAGCUGAUUACUUUAGAACGCAUCCCUGUCCUAGGGAAAUGAAGAUGAGAUUGACGUUAGAGGACCCAACAGCAAGAAUCCAUGCCAUUCUAUGUGGCGACGAAUGGGUGAAACUUUUUGAUGGCUUCCAUAUUGAUGUUUUCACUGCCAAACUAAAUAAGCUACUUGGUAUGCCGGAGCGAUGCAAUGGUAGCAGUGAUGGUGAAAUAUUGAGAAGUCCGCCAUGGAUACAAUGUUGCGUAAAAGUGAAGAGUUGUGAUAGGUAUAAUAGGCUUUAUUAUAUUUGUUCCACUAGGAUUGUGAUGCAGUAGCCCCUUGAUAGUGCAAGUUUUUUGUGUAGCACAAGUUUUUUGAUGGUGAUCUGGACCUUGGAAGCUUGAUGCAUAUCUCCAGUGUUGUAAAGAACUUGUAAAUAUAUGAAAAUCUUGUGCUAUGUUUUGUUGCCACUUUAUUUUCAUUGUGUAUCUCCAUACAAAGGAGUGAUGGCAUUGCCCUCAAGUAUUCCUUUUCAUUGUUGCCA
Mangifera indica (mango) is the source of this 1788-nucleotide messenger RNA. Its product is annotated as protection of telomeres protein 1b-like. Gene Ontology annotation, cellular component: chromosome, telomeric region; nuclear telomere cap complex. The record is from RefSeq and is a predicted model, not a curated record. Gene Ontology annotation, biological process: regulation of telomere maintenance via telomerase; telomere capping. The coding region runs from base 194 to 1579 and encodes 461 amino acids. Lineage: Eukaryota; Viridiplantae; Streptophyta; Magnoliopsida; Sapindales; Anacardiaceae. The transcript has 10 exons. Gene Ontology annotation, molecular function: telomerase inhibitor activity; G-rich strand telomeric DNA binding.